Phycomyces blakesleeanus NRRL 1555(-) is the source of this 2718-nucleotide messenger RNA. Its product is annotated as C2H2-type zinc finger transcription factor. Bases 1 to 2718 code for a protein of 905 amino acids. Lineage: Eukaryota; Fungi; Mucoromycota; Mucoromycetes; Mucorales; Phycomycetaceae. The record is from RefSeq and is a predicted model, not a curated record. The transcript has 5 exons.
AUGCAAAAGAAUACAAGACAAGAAACAUAUAAAAUCGUUAAGGCUUGCCCCCCUAAAAGGCAAGGCGAGCUUAACUUUAGCAUCAAUUUAGGUGUUUUUACCUGCUCUGAAUGCGAAAAAGAGUUUGAAAAGCCUUGGUUACUGAAAAGGCAUUCGAAGGUUCACCAUAUAAGUAAUCAAAUGGCAACCAAUACUGUACUCGACGAACCUGAGCAGGCCGAAUUGAUAGUCAAGAACACUAUUCCGGAUGCUAAUGCAUUUGAUUACUCGAGUGAUGAAGAUGACUCCUCCAGUAUUGGGGAUGAAGAAGACAACAUUGUAGAUGAGGAAAACGAUAUUGUCAAUAAUUUCUUUGAUAUUGAAAUGAACAGUAAUCCAGUUUUCAACGUGUUCUCUGACAUGUUUUCUUCUGCUGCUGCUGCUGAUGAGGUAUCAAUGACUGAUGAUGACUCUGAGAUCCCAGAAGAAGUCUUUGAGACAAUUGGCACUGUAAAUAACCCUACAAGCUGUUAUCCUUUUCGCGAUCUUCAAACCAUGAUCCUUUUCACUUUUAUUGAUGGGGAUAAUGACAUGAUCUCCCAGCAAAUGUUGAAGAAGAUACUGCUUGCAAUGAACUUGAUCAUUAAGAUCCAGCAAGAAACUCCCAUAGGAAGAACAUUUAAGUUACCUCGUUUGGAUGCUCUUUUAAAUUAUCAGGCAAGAAAGAAGUCCAAGAUUCCUAUCUUUCCUUCACAAAGAAUAUCAGUACCUGGAUCAAAUGGGAAUGCAUUCGCCCACAUUAACCUUCUGUCCAACCACUUGAGAUUUCUUAUGGCAAACCCAAAGAAAUCCAAGUUGAUCUCGUCCAUGCCCAAUUGUACCCCAAACCAAUCGAUCUGUUUAGAACAAGAUGUCUGGUUUGGAAACAUCGUUUACUUGAAGACAAACAAUUGCAGCAUCCGCUUUUUGAUUGAAUCGUUCCACAUGGCAAAUAAAAACAUUUUUGCGAGAGGUUAUCUGGUCAGAGCGAUUUCGAUUGUAUGCUAUGGCAUUGAGGUUGCUGUUACCAAUCUUAGAGUAGAGCAGAUCUCUCACGUUGACACCACCCCUGUUGAAAGAGAUCACUACUACAGUAUCUCAAGUAGCCUUACCAGAUUGAGUCCUGCUCAUGACUUUCUUCUUUUUGGAGUUCAUCCAAUGAAGAAGCCUAUGCCUCUUUCUGUUUUGCCUGACGACACUUCCGGCAAUCGUUCAAAGCAAUACAAUCUGUUAGAAAGCUGGUUAAUGAGAUGCGCUGCCUUGCCUUUUAAGGAUCGAAAUUCAAUAGCAAACAUCCAGUUUCUUUCUACAAUCCCUAAGAAAGAUGGUGCAAAUGGUAUGUCUCUUCUGCCAGCAAUUGUUGAUGACUUUGAGAAACUCGAGAAAGGUGUAAAAAUGUUCUCUGUUGAAGACAAUGAGUAUGUUCUGGUUGUUGCUCCCAUCCUUUGGAUUGAGGCUGACAUGCCAUGUCAUUCAGAACUUUGUGGAUUGCUUGGGCCGGCCACCACAUUUCCUUGCAUAAGAUGCUACAUCGAACUUAGACGUGCAAAAGUCUUUGUGAAGGACUUGUCCUACUUCUGUGAGUGCCAUGAGAGACGAACUCAAGAGCACUAUGUUCUUGCAAACUCGUCACCUGGCAGAGACACUGAGAUCCCAAAUGCUCUGAAAAUUGGAAUGAACACGCCUGCAAACAAGAUAAGCUUUAGAGAUCGUUUGACUGGCCGCUUAUUAGAAUUGCAGUCGUUUGAUCCAGAAAAGGAUACACCAGUGGAAAUCCUUCACACAAUACUUCUUGAUGUUGCAAAGUAUAUGGUGAUUGACUUGGUUAAGGUCGUGCUUAAGAAUGACACAGUCACAAUAGCAAGACUUUCAGAAUUCUUGACAGAUUACACGCGAUCAACUGGUCUAUCAAGAAAGUUCACCCGAAACUUGAGACAUAGUGGUUCAUUUCUUGGUAGAGAUUUCAAGGUUCUGCUUCAAAUACUUCCUGUAAUUCUGAUUACAGAAUUCACUGGAAAUCAUGAGCUAGACCUUGUAAUACCAUGCUUUGUUGAACUUGGUCGAUUGUGUUCUCUGGUAUUUGUUCGUCAGGUGACAUCAGACUUUGAUAACUAUAUUAUCAGAGUAGAUAAUGCAGAAGAUAUAAUUCGUUUUGGCCCAGCCCUCAAUUAUGAAACAGAAAAGGGCGAACAGUUAAAUAAGCACAUUCACAAACAUCUGUUUCAUAUGAAUUGCCAAACCACUUCCAGGGAUGUUUGCCUAAAGUUUGCAAAGCAGAAGUCUGGAACUGGAAUAGAGAGGUUCAUUAAGGACAACAAUGAAUUCUUGUUCUAUUACACCUUCUUUGGCGGCUCGAGAGAGCUAAAGGACAACAACGACACUGGAGAUAUUGAAGAUGAUGCCAUCAAAAACAACAGUUUUGGCACAUUUGUUUUUAAAGAUAAUUCAAUCUCUCACCCUCGUAUAGGGCUUGUCUCAGGCUCUGUUGUUAAGUUUCUUAGCAUUGUUCCUCAUACAGAUAAUGACAGAAACAAUAACUAUGCCAAGGCUGUAAUGACAGGUGAGCAUUCUGAUGUUGCUAACAUGAAUCUCGUUUGUAAGUUAGAUUUGCACAUUUUCUGCAACUCAUUUUACAUUGUAAAUUUGAGCAAGUUUGGUUCCUACUGGUUCAUUUUCAAUAAUAUUCUUUUUGAUGAAUAA